AUGACGGCGGGCAAUGUAAUGGGCAAGGCCAGCGGGUUAGCAGCGAAAAAGGGUGGCUUGGUGCUUGGUGCAGGCCUGUCUGACGCUGGGCCAGUACUGCUAUGUGUACUUUACCACUUAUUACUAGGUGCACAGUGGUCGCUGCGUUCGGUCCCACACCGCCGCGGGCUCCCGUCGAGAUUCGCACGGCUUGGCCAGCCCGCUCCUUGCCUGUUGAGGCUGGCAUGGAAGCGCCAUCAGGCUGCUUCUGGCCGAUUAGAAUGGCGAGGCGGCACGUUUGGGUUGGCAUGGAUACACGCCAUGGCGAUGCGGUGGGCUGGCCUUCCCCACAUGGGCCUGCUCUCGCCAGGGCCUGAUUACUCAGGCAUCACCAAGCACGCCUGCACUCCAGCCUGCACUGCACUGCACUGCACUGCAUCUGCCACCAGUCGCCUCCCGCCCCCUGCCUCCCUAGUGUUAGGCACCAGACGAUCAUGGGCAAUCGCUUUUAGGCAAUCCUAUUACUCGGCCGGGGUGCAGCCAAAGUACUUACCCAAGGGCUGUAUAGAUUACUCUCUGUCCGCUUCUGCUCCCUCGCCUCCAUGCACUCCCACUCCUCCUGUCAUGCACGCACAUACGCACAGUCGAUCCCCUUUGCACGUCACAUCCGACGCCCCAUGUUUCCCUUGA
This is a messenger RNA of Bipolaris maydis ATCC 48331, 669 nucleotides long. The record is from RefSeq and is a predicted model, not a curated record. Lineage: Eukaryota; Fungi; Ascomycota; Dothideomycetes; Pleosporales; Pleosporaceae.